AAAAGGAAGAACGACGAGGGCGGCUGAGAGAAACGGCCUUCUCAUUUCACAUUUCCUUUUCUUCGGUUUAUUUCGGCUAUUCAACCUUUGGAAUUCUGGAGCAAUCCUUCUUUGAGCUUUUGGGUAUAACGUGCAAAUAAUAUAUACAAUUUCAUGCCUGAUACAAUGACGACGGAAUGGUCUGCAACAUCUGCUACAAAAGCUUAUCUUGAUACUCUCAAGCUGUGUAACAAUCGCAAGAGACAAUGCGAUCCAUGGAAGACACAUGAACUUGGGAGCAGUGAAUUUGUAUCAGCCUUAGCAGCAGGCACAAGAUCUAAGCUCAUAGUAGAGGUGACAUCUGGUGCUUCCCCAUCAACAAUAGCCUUAGCAGCAGCCGCAAGGCAAACUGGUGGGAGGCUGGUGUGUAUUCUUCCAGAACCAGAACUUGCUGAGUCGAAAAAAACAAUUAAAGACUUGGGUCUCAAGGACUUGGUGGAAUUCAGAACUGGAGAUCCCUCAGAAAUAUUGCACAAUUACAAGAAAAUCGAUUUCUCUCUUGUUGAUUGUAAGAACGAUGAUUAUACUAGUUUGCUAAAGUUGCUAGAUGUUAAUCCUAAAAGGUCAGUGGUUGUGGCAAACAACUUGGUGGGAAAGAAAAAAGGGUUUUCAAACCACUUAAGAGGAAGCAUGAAGGAGAAGGUUGAAGUGAGGUCUCUGAAGCAUCCCAUAGGAAAAGGCAUGGAGGUUACAAUGAUUGGUAGAAAGGAGGAGAUUGAUAAGCGGGGUUGGGGUACUGGAGGUGGUCGUUCUGGAGUGGGGUUACGGCGGGCUGGUACCAUGAAGGGGACUGGAAAUAGCAAAUGGGUGGUAAAGUUUGAUAAGGAAAGUGGUGAGGAACAUAUCUUCAGGGUGCCUAAAUCAUUUUAAAAGACAGCUUUGUUUUGCAGCAAAGUUAAAUAUUGUGCUCCAUCCAAAGGUUUUGCUGGAAAUUAUGAAUCUUUGGUGUGUCAUCCUCACGAAACUACGUACUGAGAAGCUUCUUAUACGUACAGAUCAAUGGAGGCACCAACUUGCAUUGUUAU
Juglans microcarpa x Juglans regia is the source of this 1064-nucleotide messenger RNA. RefSeq lists its product as uncharacterized. NCBI's taxonomy places the organism in Eukaryota, Viridiplantae, Streptophyta, Magnoliopsida, Fagales, Juglandaceae. The coding region runs from base 154 to 909 and encodes 251 amino acids. The transcript is spliced from 2 exons. The record is from RefSeq and is a predicted model, not a curated record.